Messenger RNA from Coniophora puteana RWD-64-598 SS2, 1052 nucleotides. RefSeq lists its product as uncharacterized. The transcript has 2 exons. The record is from RefSeq and is a predicted model, not a curated record. Bases 1 to 882 code for a protein of 293 amino acids. NCBI's taxonomy places the organism in Eukaryota, Fungi, Basidiomycota, Agaricomycetes, Boletales, Coniophoraceae.
AUGCCUGUUCUACGACUCCCUCCAAAUGUUGGCGCUAUUGCUCCAAGAGAUGAUCCUCCAUCGCCCUGCUGGCCAGAGGCUUCACGCCCAUGGCCUUCAUCCUCGACCGCAUCUGCUAGCAGUUUGAGCACACUGUCGUCCACCAGUACCUCAUCGGUGCACACUCCCUCAUCUUGGAGGUCACCAAGUACAUCUCAGGCAACUUCUUUGCUUUCUGGUGGUACUCAGCCGCCCAAAGAUUCAUCGCCUACACCUUCGAUAGGCAUCCCAGCUUCAUCAACAAUUACUUCGAACACAACUUCUGCUCCCCCCUGCACUCUGAAUGAGGAGUGCACUAAUGCUACACAAGUCGCUCUCGCAAUUUCAUCACGCUCAGAUGGGAACAAAGGGGCCAUCAUUGGCGGAGUGAUAGGCGGACUAGUUUUGCUUGCCGCUUGCGCUAUCGCAGGGCUCCUACUCUACCGGCGAAAACGCAGACGCAACAAAGCGCCGUCAUCCGAGUUCAUGCAUUCAGCUCGUAAAGGGCCUCCGCCGAAGCCGGCGGAAUUCUCUUUCCUCCCACCUUACACGCCAACACCCGACCACGUAAUUCAAAGCGAGCCUCGAAGACAUUCGCCUUCACCUCCACCUCCACCAGUACCACGAAAAUCAUGGCUCAUUAUUCCUGGUGGUUUGACUAUCAUAUCGGCUCCUGCAGACCGCCGCCAGUCAAGAAUAUCCGGGACAUCAAGUGCCCACUGCCCCACCUCACCUUCCCCACAUCUUCUUGUCGCGCAGGAGCACGACAGAUACGACAUCGACGAACUGUCCUCGGAGGGGCAUGACUCUACUGCGGAGCCAGACGAGAGCGUGGUGCAGCAUGAUCCCAGACCGUGUCCUUGAACCGUCUUCAAUAGUACCCAUUGCGGCUUUGCUGGUCCGAGUUUUUCAAUUUAAGUGUCACUGUGGCGAUGUAUGCGAAGCAUCUUGCGUGCUGUUGCGUUCCCAGCAUCUCAGAAGCAGUGAUAUCGAGUCUCGUGAUGAUCGGUGCUCCAUUGUGGACAUCUGAAGAG